This is a messenger RNA of Marasmius oreades (fairy-ring Marasmius), 4179 nucleotides long. RefSeq lists its product as uncharacterized. Gene Ontology annotation, biological process: RNA processing. Gene Ontology annotation, molecular function: nucleic acid binding; ribonuclease III activity; ATP binding. Lineage: Eukaryota; Fungi; Basidiomycota; Agaricomycetes; Agaricales; Marasmiaceae. Bases 1 to 4179 code for a protein of 1392 amino acids. The record is from RefSeq and is a predicted model, not a curated record. The transcript has 8 exons.
AUGUCUGCACCAGAUGAACUCGUUCCCCGUCAGUAUCAAGAAGAAAUCUUUGUCCAAGCACAAGAAGGAAAUGUAAUCGCAGCAUUGGGGACUGGAAGUGGGAAGACCUUCAUCAGCAUACUUCUCAUCAAAUGGAUUGCGACUCGAGAAGUUUCUCGAGGAAAAGCCAUCAUAUUUCUUGUUCCAAAAGUCCCUUUGGUUGAACAGCAGGGAGAAUUCAUCGCGAAACACACAACUUUACGCGUCGUUAGACUGCACGGGGCUUCCGCGCAUGAGCUCACAGAUAGGGCAAGUUGGGAGAAGCUAUUCUCAAAGAACGAUGUAUUUGUUAUGACAGCACAGAUCUUCCUGAACCUUAUUACACAUUCUUUAUGGACGAUCGACAAGGUCUCGCUGUUGGUCUUCGACGAGUGCCACCAUGCACGGAAGAACCACCCUUACAAUGGUAUCAUGCGCGAGUACAUGCUCGUUUCAGAGGAGAACCGUCCGAAAAUCUUUGGGUUGACGGCUUCACCGAUACAGAACGCGAAGAAUCCUAUAAGCUCCUUAAAUGAAUUGCAGACAAACAUGAACGCGAGAGUUAUCGGUGUCCUUGAUAACGUCGCUGAACUUGCGAAGCAUUCUCCCAAACCGGUUGAGGUGAUAUCGGAAUAUUCGUUGCCCUCAGAACAAUAUCAAUAUCCUAGCCCCUGGUUAUAUGAUUACCUCAACGUGUUCGAUCUUGGCACUCUAAACGUUCUAUCUUCAUCGUGGGUUGAGAUCGAAAGACGUUAUCAUGCGACGAUGGCGAAUCUCGGUCCUUAUUGCGCAUCUCUGUACCUAUUCUUGGAGAUAAAACGGUCGAUCCUUGCCCUAGGUCAACCUCAGGUCCACAAGGAUGUGGAUAAUGACUUGAUCGUCCCCCAAAUCACAGCUGAUCAAGAAAUUCCCAGCGAGAUAGUUUGCAUCGCCGACAUCCUCUCAGAAUUCGAAUGUUUCUUCAGCUCUAUCGAUGAUGGAUCCGUUCCUAUCACCAUUCCGAUACAGUGGUUCACUCCCAAGGUCAAUGUUCUCGUCGAAAUACUAAAAUCGCAUUACUCCAUGACCGAGUUUCAAGGGAUCAUAUUUGUCGAACAACGACAAGUUGCAGCGUGUUUAGCCAAAGUUCUGCCUCGGAUAAAAGAGCUGGAAGGAUUGGUUAGAUGUGGGGAGGUUGUUGGAAAUAAUGCAGAUGCGAAUGAUAUGGCUAAAGUUAUGGGAUCGGGGAGUCAUUCUGGUACGGUCAAACUUUUUCGAGAGGGAGCCCUAAAUCUGUUGAUCGCCACGUCAGUUGCAGAAGAAGGACUCGAUUUCCCGGCAUGCGAUCUCGUCAUCCGCUUCGACCCACUCCAACACAUGGUGGGGUACGUCCAAUCUAGAGGUCGAGCCCGAAACAAAAUCUCCAAAUUCAUUAUCAUGCUUCCCGCUGGCGAUUCUGUUUCCUUGGCUCGAUACCGUGCCUUCACCUCAGCAGAGUCAGAGUUGACGAAUUUAUAUACUUACCUUGCUCUGGCCGAAAGCCCUUCUGCAGAAGAACCUGAAGAUGUAAUGGACGACGAACCCCUAGACCCCGAAGAUCUAGCUGAACGAGAACGUUUCGUCGUACCCACAACGUCAGCAUUUGUGAACUACGACAACGCGAUCAGCUUGAUUGAACAUCUUUGUUCACUCAUUCCGCAUGACAUUUACACCCCACCCCACCAACCGGUCUACACUGGGGAUUUCCAGGCUACACUUGACCUUCCAACGAGUUUACCGUUGACGGCUAAUGAUCUUUCCUAUGAAGGACCGAUGAAACGGUCUAAGAAGGAAGCAAAGAGAGCGGUUGCGUUUACUGCAGUCAAGAGGCUUUAUGAGCUGGAGGUGUUUGAUGAAUACCUUCUUCCUGUGUCCUCAACCGAUGCGAAAGAAUCUGGCGUGGAGGGUCAUGUCGUGGAUGCGAAGAAACUUCCGAUAAUGCUCGAUGUCCUUGUCAAGGAUCCCUGGACGAUAGGCGACAACUUGUGGGUGCAUCCGGUUCAUCAUGAUGGGGUUCUUGUUGCUGGGUUAGUGACCGGAACGCGUUUGUAUCCCACGACUGUUCAGCAUGUCAAUGGUGAAUUUGGGAUUGGUCCUGGUUGUGUGAUGGCUUUUCCUGACGACGAGAACAGUGACGAGGAACCUUUUCGUUGGAUGAUGGAGGAGUAUACGAAGCUCUCUCUCUUUCUUCAAGUGACAACUGCGACUCUUUCUGGUCGCCCUAGUGCGUAUCUUAUACCGGUUACUGUCGACUUGAAACCCGAAUACGACGUAAUGAGGCGGCUGUUAUCGUUUCCUAGGGGACACUUGGACUGGACUGGGAUCAAAGAGGAGCACUAUCAACGAUUACUCGUGCGCAGCAUUAAUCAACCUGGUCGGACGCUGGUACUUCAUAACAUCCGAGACGACCUUACACCCAUGUCAUCACCUUCUCCUGGUUCACCAGAAGCAGCUUCACCGACGUACCACGAAUAUUACACCAAUCGAUGGACUCGGAAAAAGAAGAAUGAGGUUACAAUGUGGAAACCUUUCGUACCAACAGAGGGGCCUAUGAUCGAAGUGACGCGAAGAGUACUUUCUUCAUCGGGUGUGUACCGUCUUGAUGGACAAGGUAGUAAUUCAAAGCAGUCCAGAAAGGAAGAGACGCAGCUCAUACCUCAAGGCUGUUGCCCCUGGUUCGACAUCCCUCAGACGAUUUCCCUUGCGUACCAGGCUCUCCCCGUUCUAUGCCAACGAAUCACGGACGUAUAUCGUGCACGUGAAUCUCGUUGGGGAAUCGGACUACCGACAAUUCAGGAUGAUCUGUUGAUCCAAGCGUUGACGAUCCCUAAUGCUGGUGCUAGUUUCAACAAUCAACGAUUAGAAACUCUAGGUGAUGCCGUUUUGGAGCUAUGCACGACUGUUCAUUUUUUUAACAAGUUCCCUCAUAAACAUGAGGGACAGUUGUCGUCGUUGAGGCAGCAAUAUAUCAAUAAUCGGUUUUUGUGUGGACGUGCUCUCAUUGUGGGCCUUGAGGGGUACCUCACUUCUGAGAAACGCAGGCAGAAUAGGGUGUGGAGAUAUGUUGAGGGUGGUGAUGGUUAUGAUGAGGAAGAAGACGGGCGGAAUAGUAGACGUCGUGCAAAGCGGUCAUUUCCAAGGCGGAGUCUUCAGGACUGUAUGGAAGCUAUUUUGGGCGCCGCCUUUCUUACUGGUGGUAUUCCGAUGGCGUUAGAUGCAGGGGUUUCUCUAGGACUUUCUUUUGGUGGACUGUUGCCGUGGUAUCAGCGUUACGGCCGUGUUUUGGAGAGCCCAGUAUCGCAUUUGUUCACAAAAUUAGAGGAGAGGUUGGGCUACGAAUUUCGGAAUGGGCAGUUGUUGAAGGAAGCUGUCACACAUCCUUCCUUCUCUUCAUUCAGCGAUACGGGUACCUACCAGCGACUGGAAUUUCUCGGUGAUGCUGUCCUCGACCUGGUAGUCAUUCACUACUUGUACAAUAAAUUCCCGAACGCAAGUUCCCAUCAACUCGCGUUUCCUCGUACCAAAGCGGUCUGUGCUCCUGCUCUCGCCUCUCUGGCCGUCCGAUGUCUGGGCGUACAUAAAUUCAUGCUCGCGAAUAACGUAGCGCUCAACCUCGCCAUAUCGCAAUACGUCCCUCACCUGGAACGUGCUUCGGCGGAAAUAAUUGUCCGAGAUGGAUGGCGAUAUGAUCCACCCAAGGCGCUCAGUGAUGUCUUUGAGAGCAUUAUAGGUGCUGUCCUCGUUGAUUCUGGGUGGAACUACGAAAAGACGGCUGUCAUUGUGGAAACCCUUAUGGGUGAGAUUUUGGAACUCCUAUCGCCGUCGGUUUGUAGGGACCCUGUGACGAUCCUGACGGAAUGGCUUGGGAGUGUAAAGUGCCUUCAGAAGGUCCAGUUUAGUCGUGGAAACCGCGAUGGAAGGGAGGGCACUGAAGUCCAUUUACAUGGCGUUCUCAUUGCGGGACCUAUUGUCUCCAACAGUCCGGCGGUCGCCAAGAAUAUGGCUGCCGAAAGGGCGUUUUCUAUUCUGCAAGAUGGCAACGACGAACGGUCACUUGGAAAGAUAUGUGAUUGCCAUUCACAUCGCCCGCAAGCUAUAGUGGUAGCGGAACAACCUACACAGGGUAUACAAGAGUGUUGCUAG